UCCUCUUUAAUCUUCAUCAUCCUUCACGCCCCACUCGUUGUUUGUGCAACAGAAUCUUAAUCUCUGCGUCUCUCUUAGGGUUUCGGAGGAAGAAAGAGGGAAACAAUGGCGGCGAACGGAGCUCUGGCGACUAGACAGCUCUCCCAGAAGGAGGCUGACAUCCAGAUGAUGUUGUCGGCUGAGGUUCACCUCGGCACGAAGAACUGUGACUUCCAGAUGGAGCGUUACGUCUUCAAGAGACGCAACGACGGUAUCUAUAUCAUCAACCUGGGGAAAACGUGGGAGAAACUCCAGCUUGCUGCUAGGGUUAUCGUUGGCAUCGAGAAUCCACAAGACAUCAUUGUCCAAUCUGCUAGGCCCUAUGGACAGAGAGCUGUCCUGAAGUUUGCCCAGUUCACUGGUGCUAACGCCAUUGCUGGAAGGCACACUCCCGGUACCUUCACCAACCAGAUGCAAACUUCUUUCAGCGAACCCAGGCUGUUGAUUCUUACUGACCCAAGAACUGACCACCAGCCAAUCAAGGAAGCUGCGCUUGGAAACAUCCCAACCAUUGCCUUCUGUGACACAGAUUCUCCAAUGAGAUAUGUUGACAUUGGUAUCCCUGCCAACAACAAGGGAAAGCACAGCAUUGGUUGUCUCUUCUGGCUUUUGGCCCGCAUGGUCCUUCAGAUGCGUGGAACCAUUCGUCCUGGCCAGAAAUGGGAUGUCAUGGUUGACCUGUUCUUCUACAGGGAGCCUGAGGAGGCGAAGCAGCAGGAAGAGGAAGAAGCUGUUCCCCAGACUGACUUUGGACUGCCUGCUCCUGACUAUGGAGUUGGUGCUAUUGGGGACCAAUGGACUACUGCUCAGAUCCCAGAUGCUGCAUGGCCUGGCGAGGCUCAGCAGCCGAUCCCUGCUGUUCCUGCUGUUGCCUCCUGGAGCGAAGCCAGCGUUCCAGUUGCGGCAGACGGAUGGGAUGCGGCUGCGCCACCCCAGGCUGCCCCGGAAUCAGGUUGGAAUUGAAAUAUUUUUGGCCGAAAUCGGGUUUUGGAUGAAAUAUGUUAUUGCUGAUAGACCUUUUUUUUUAAAAAAAAAAAUUGGUUUGAGAUAGAAAGUGGUCGGACCAAGUGAAUUUGUAUCACUUGUUUUUUUUUUGUGUGUUCCUCUCUUGAAGAACAUGCAAUAGUAGUAGUAGUACUUGGUAGCCUUUUUGUUUAAAGUUUCCACCUUUGAAUUGUCAUCUUUCAUUUCCGUUCUCUCUUAUGUACCAUACUAUCGUUUUGUUUCAGGCGAUUAAAAUUCAACGCCAAUUGUAAAUCA
Molecule: messenger RNA, 1299 nt
Organism: Tarenaya hassleriana
Lineage: Eukaryota; Viridiplantae; Streptophyta; Magnoliopsida; Brassicales; Cleomaceae
Product: 40S ribosomal protein Sa-1-like
Exons: 5
Coding region: 106-1002 (298 amino acids)
Biological process (GO): cytoplasmic translation; ribosomal small subunit assembly
Cellular component (GO): 90S preribosome; ribosome; cytosolic small ribosomal subunit
Molecular function (GO): structural constituent of ribosome
Source: RefSeq, a predicted model, not a curated record